Molecule: messenger RNA, 2834 nt
Organism: Lontra canadensis (Northern American river otter)
Lineage: Eukaryota; Metazoa; Chordata; Mammalia; Carnivora; Mustelidae
Gene: FBLN1
Product: fibulin 1
Exons: 17
Coding region: 61-2178 (705 amino acids)
Biological process (GO): extracellular matrix organization
Cellular component (GO): extracellular region
Molecular function (GO): calcium ion binding; peptidase activator activity
Source: RefSeq, a predicted model, not a curated record
AGGAGCCGCGCCCCGCGCCCGGCGCCUUUGUCCGCCCGCCGCCCGCCGCCCGCCGGCCCCAUGGAGAGCGCCGCGCCGAGGAGGGUCCCGCUGCCGCUGCUGCUGCUCGGCGGCCUCGCGCUGCUGGCGGCCCGAGCAGCCGCAGACACCCUCAUGGAGGCUUGCUGUGCGGACGGACACCGCAUGGCCACACAGCACAGGGACUGCUCGCUGCCCUACACCUCGGAAUCCAAGGAAUGCAGGAUGGUCCAGGAGCAGUGUUGUCACAGCCAGCUGGAGGAGCUGCACUGUGCCACGGGCAUCAACCUGGCCAACGAGCAGGACAGCUGCGCCACGCCACAUGGAGACAACGCCAGCCUCGAGGCUACAUUCGUGAAGAGGUGCUGCCACUGCUGCCUGCUGGGGAGGGCGGCCCAGGCUGCGGGCCAGAGCUGCGAGUACACCCUCAUGGUCGGCUACCAGUGUGGGCUGGUGUUCCGGGCAUGCUGCGUCAAGGGCCAGGAGACAGCAGACUUUGCCCCCAGCGACAUCGGGGACAUCCAAGAAGCAGCCAAGAUUUCGGAGAUGGAGGGGGAGCAGGAGGACCCAUACCUGAACGACCGCUGCAGAGGCGGUGGGCCCUGCAAGCAACAGUGCCGAGACACAGGGGAGGAGGUGGUCUGCUCCUGCUUUGUGGGCUACCAGCUGCUGCCUGACAGUGUGUCCUGUGAAGACAUCAACGAGUGUGUCAUGGGCGAGCACAACUGCAGGCUCGGAGAGUCCUGUGUUAACACCGCGGGCUCCUUCCGCUGCCAGAGAGACAGUAGCUGUGGGACUGGCUACGAGCUCACGGAGGACAAUGACUGCAAAGAUAUUGACGAGUGUGAGAGUGGUAUUCAUAACUGCCUCCCCGAUUUUAUCUGUCAGAAUACUCUGGGAUCCUUCCGCUGCAGACCCAAGCUACAGUGCAAGAAUGGUUUUAUACAGGAUGCUCUAGGCAACUGUAUUGAUAUCAAUGAGUGUUUAAGUAUCAGUGCCCCGUGCCCUGUUGGGCAGACAUGCAUCAACACAGAGGGCUCCUACACAUGCCAGAAGAAUGUGCCCAACUGUGGCCGUGGUUACCAUCUCAACGAGGAGGGAACCCGCUGUGUUGACGUGGAUGAGUGUGCGGCCCCCGCCGAGCCCUGUGGGCCGGGGCACCUGUGCAUGAACUCCCCCGGAAGCUUCCGUUGCGAGUGCAAGGCUGGAUACUACUUCGACGGCAUCAGCAGGACGUGUGUGGACAUCAACGAGUGUCGGCGCUACCCCGGGCGUCUCUGCGGCCACAAGUGUGAGAACACGCCCGGCUCCUACUUCUGCAGCUGCACUGUGGGCUUCCGGCUCUCUGCCGACGGCCGGUCGUGUGAAGACGUGAACGAGUGCAGCAGCAGCCCUUGUAGCCAGGAGUGUGCCAACGUGUACGGCUCCUACCAGUGCUACUGCCGGCGAGGCUACCAGCUCAGUGACGUGGACGGCGUCACCUGCGAAGACAUCGAUGAAUGUGCCCUACCCACCGGCGGCCACAUCUGUUCCUAUCGCUGCGUAAACAUCGCUGGAAGCUUCCAGUGCAGCUGCCCGCCGUCUGGGUACAGGCUGGCCCCCAACGGCCGCAACUGCCAAGACAUUGAUGAGUGUGUGACCGGCAUCCACAACUGCUCCAUCAACGAGACCUGCUUCAACAUCCAGGGGGGGUUCCGCUGCCUGGCCUUCGAGUGCCCCAAGAACUACCGCCGCUCCGCAGACACGCUCCGCCAGGAGAAGACAGACACCGUCCGCUGCGUCAAGUCCUGCCGGCCCAAUGACGUCACCUGCGUGCUGGACCCAGUGCACACCAUCUCGCAUACCGUCGUGUCACUGCCCACCUUCCGAGAGUUCACCCGCCCUGAAGAGAUCAUCUUUCUCCGGGCCAUCAUGCCCGUGUAUCCUGCCAACCAUGCCGACAUCAUCUUCGACAUCACGGAAGGGAACCUGCGGGACUCCUUCGAUAUCAUCAAACGCUACAUGGAUGGCAUGACUGUGGGUGUCGUGCGCCAAGUGCGGCCCAUUGUGGGCCCGUUCCAUGCCGUCCUGAAGCUGGAGAUGAACUAUGUGGUCGGGGGUGUGGUGUCCCACAGAAACGUUGUCAACGUGCACAUCUUUGUCUCCGAGUACUGGUUCUGAGGGCCUGUCCGUGCCAUGCGGCCACACCUGUGUCUCCGGGCCAAGUCGUUGCCACACCAACCAUGCCUGUCCCCAUCGACAUUUCUUAAAUUGAUGUAUUUGUCUUAGCGUUAGGCCAACAUGUAUUAAGCCAGAUGAAUAAGUUCAUCUGGUGUAUUUUGGUAUUUAAAUAACAAGUCCAGUUACUCAACUGUCUGUUGAAAACCUUGCUUAUUUUUUGACUCCAAGGUUAAAGUUUGCUCCCGUUCUCUACCCUGGCAGAGGGGGGGGGGUGACUGGGCAUUGGUAAGGAUCAAGAAAAGAAAGACAUUUUUCAGGGGGCAGCCAGUCUAGACGCCGAGAGAAAACCAGUUUCGGCACUGAUCAUACGUAGUUUGACAUCUGGUACUUUUUUCGCCAAUCGGAUGCAGUGUGUCCAAGGACGUGGGUGCUGUCCAGUAGCAAGUAUGACCUGCCCUGCCCCGAUGCCUCGGGGAGCACUUAGAAGGUGUGUUACAGAUCUGUUAAAGCAGGAGAAUUUCCUCGGGAGAGACAGAGCCUGUUAGGUUUAAGUGUGGACCCUGCGUGGUCAGCGAGGGAAUGGCUGGGUUUUCUCUGCACUGUGCAUCCGUCUUUUUUCAUCAGAGGUGGGGAAAGAAACAGCUUUGUCAUCCUCC